Messenger RNA from Blepharisma stoltei, 866 nucleotides. The record is from the annotation of a GenBank genome assembly. Lineage: Eukaryota; Ciliophora; Heterotrichea; Heterotrichida; Blepharismidae.
AUGCCACUCACUCCACAACAUUAUAUUGGUGUUGGACUUCCCAAGGGCUUUAGCACCUUUACACCUACAAUUACAGUUGGAGGCGUAGCAGCGUCUACAACUUAUUAUGCUUCAAAUAGUAAUGAUUAUAUGAUUGGCGGAUUUGUAAUGGGUAGAAGUCUUGAUUACAAUUGUGUCAUUCCAACAGCAGGAGCAUCAAUCGCAGUAACAGGGCUCUAAUUCUAAAAGUGUAGAUUUUUCUAAUCGUUUUGCAGGUUCUGGACAAGGGGAAGUGAGCACCUGGAUAUGCUGGAGCAGAUCACCUGUUUAAUAUUGUUAAUUUCAAUAUUUUUGCUGUUCCUACCUAUGAUGUUGGGGGAGAUUGUAGAAUUGCAGGAACAACUGCUGCUACAGGUACAGUUACUACAGGAUCAAUUACAGAUAUGUCCGUCAACUGCUUUGUAUCCUCAAUCUCAGCAUCUGGCCCAGACUCUGUGGAUUCAACAAUGACAAUAUCACUGACUACUUUAAAUAGAGUCCCGAAAAAUGGCAUUAUAACUCUUUGGUUAGAUUCGUCUUGGGGAUAUAAUUUAAGUAAGUGCUCUGCUAUCGGGAUAAAUGAUAUGGAUACUAAUUAUCCCAUUUCUUGUACAAUUUCGCCAACUAGCUUAGUCAUCACAAGCUUUGCUGCUAUUUCACCCAGAUCUAUCCAAAUUAUUAUUUAUCAUGUGCUCCCUCCAGCUUCACCAGGCACUUAUAACUGUAUCACAGCUGCUGCUACACAAGAUUCAGCUCAAAAUUAUAUUGAAUAUGGCUCUGGCCUAACUCAAGGAGUAACGAUAACAACUGCCACUCCAGUAGGAAGUACUUCUAGUAUGCCUAUCUAA